Messenger RNA from Daktulosphaira vitifoliae (grape phylloxera), 2799 nucleotides. It is a transcript of the gene Mtmr6, whose product is annotated as myotubularin-related protein 6. The transcript is spliced from 11 exons. Gene Ontology annotation, molecular function: metal ion binding; phosphatase activity. Gene Ontology annotation, biological process: dephosphorylation. Bases 346 to 2490 code for a protein of 714 amino acids. The record is from RefSeq and is a predicted model, not a curated record. Lineage: Eukaryota; Metazoa; Arthropoda; Insecta; Hemiptera; Phylloxeridae.
UAUGUAACUAUGCUGUUGAUGAUGAUGAUGUAUCUCAAAAUUACUUAAGUUACCUCUUUUAAUACAAUAUAUAUUGUAACAAUUGUAACUGCAACAAUUUAAAGUAUAUUUUAUUAAUAUGAAUUUAGUUUUAUUUGUCUAAUGUGUUAAAAUUUUGUCCAAUUAUAUUAUUUUUUUCUCUGUGUGCUUUUGAUUUUCAAAAUGGAACAUAUUAAAACUCCAAAAGUUCUGCAAAUUGUUUGUUUUCUUGUAGUUUCCACAGUAGACUUAACCCAUGGUUGUUGUGCAUGCUUUUGUAGGACAUGCAGUGACUUGUGUAUUUAAAACCAUAUCAUACACAGUUGUAUGGCUCAGAACGACAGGUUCGUAUCGCCAAUCGGCUUCCGUCUGUAUCGUUUGUCAUCAGCACCUGGAUCGUAUUCGCUGUUUUGCCGAUUCAGGUCGUGGCUUCAGCGUGAGGCUGCGAUGGCCAGAGUAGCCAGGCAACAGCAACAAGACGGUUCGGUCAUUAAAAAGAUUGAAAAUGUUCGAAUGCUAGAUCGUUACAAUUCAAAAAAAACAUUGGUAGGCACAUUAUAUUUAACUGCUACUCAUUUAAUAUUUUUUGAUCCAGAAAACAAAAAAGAAUCAUGGGUGUUAUUAAUGCAUAUUGGAAAUGUAGAAAAACUUCCUUUAACUACGACUGGAAGUCCAAUUCUUAUUCGUUGUAAGACAUUUUUGUCAGUAACAUUUGUCAUUCCGAAAGAAAGAGAUUCACACAAUAUUUUUACUUCAUUACUAGUUUUAUGUCAACCUGUAAAAAUUGAAGAUCUUUACUGUUUUUUAUAUAAAUCUAAUUCUGAUAAAAUUUCAAAAAGUGCUGGAUGGGAAAGCUUUAAUUUGGAAAAUGAGUAUAAACGUAUGAAUGUGCCAAAUGAAACUUGGAGUUUAACAACUUUAAAUCAAGAUUAUGAACUAUGUGAUACUUACCCUAAGUUCCUCUUUGUACCAUCAUCAGUGAGUACAUCAAUUUUAUUAGGAAGCUCUAAAUUUAGGAGUAAAGAACGUUUGCCAGUCCUUACAUAUUUGCAUAGAAAUAAGGCUGCCAUUUGUCGUUGUGCACAACCACUUUCUGGAUUUAAUGCUAGAUGUUUGGAAGAUGAACAACUUUUAAACUGCAUACUUCAUACAAAUCCAGGCAGCAAGUAUAUGUAUGUUGUUGAUACAAGACCCAAGAUAAAUGCAAUGGCAAAUCGAGCAACAGGAAAAGGUUAUGAAAAUGAAAAUUUUUAUGAAAAUAUUAAAUUUAAUUUUCUUGGGAUAGAAAAUAUUCAUGUAAUGAGAAGUAGUCUAUCAAAAGUUGUAGAUUUGUGUGAGCAAAGAAAUUUAUCUAUGUCUCAGUUUAUUGGUGGGUUAGAAAAUAGUGGGUGGUUGCGUCAUAUAAAAACAAUUCUUGAUACAUCAGCAUUUAUAUGUCAAGCUAUUGAUGGUGGAAAGUCAGUUGUUGUUCAUUGUUCAGAUGGUUGGGAUAGAACUGCUCAAGUCUGUUCACUUGCAUCACUUAUGUUGGAUCCAUAUUACAGAACUCUCAAAGGAUUUCAAGCACUUAUUGAAAAAGAUUGGCUAUCUUUUGGUCAUAAAUUUACUGAUCGAUGUGGCCAUAUUGCUGGUGAUCCUAAAGAAGUUUCGCCUGUUUUUACUCAAUUUGUAGAAUCAACAUGGCAACUCACUAUGAUUCAGCCAACAUCUUUUGAAUUUAAUGAGCGGUUUUUAUUAGUCCUUCAUGAUCAUGUAUCAUCUUGUCAGUAUGGAACUUUUAUUGGAAACUGUGAAAAAGAGCGUGCUGAUUUAAAAUUGAAGGAACGUACAUUUUCAUUUUGGGGUUACGUGGAAGAACAUAAAAAAGAAUUUAUAAACCCUUUACAUAUUGAAAAUCCCAAAACUAUGCAUCCAGAUUUAUCCCCUCAAAAUAUAAGGUUUUGGAGAGGCAUGUAUUGUAGAUUUGAAAAUGGUGUUCAUCCCCGUGAACAUGUCUAUGAUAUUUUAUUAGCAACUAGUGAACAAACUAAAUCACUGGAUGAUCAUGUUAAGUUUUUGCAGAAAAGAUUGUCAUACUUUAAACGUAAACUCUCUGAUGGUGCAGACAUGGUUCGUAAUAGCUUGUUUUCAAAAGAAACAUGCAUAGAGCCAAUGAGCUAUAAUAAAGAAAGCAAUGUUUUAAAUUCAAUGAAUGACACAUUUAGUAGUCUAACAGUGCUGGAACCAAAACUAGAUGAAUCCCAUAAAGUUGCUAUUGAAUGGAAAAGCUUGAGAGAAACAGUGGCAUGUGAAUGUUCUACUCGUUUUGAUUCUUCUACCAAAAAAUAUCACUGUUGGAAAUGUGGAAAUGUUUUUUGUCAUCGAUGUAUUGAUAUGAAUGUAUCUUUACCUGGACAUCUUAGUCAAGAGCCAGUUCCUGUUUGUCAAGGCUGUUAUAAAAUUAUUUCAAGAUCAUCAACAGAAUCAUCCUGAUUUAUACUUUUUUAGUUUAUCAUUUAUAUAAAAUAAUUUUAUAAGUAGAAAUGUAUAUACAAAGUCAUGAAAUAAGUUUUAAUAAUUUAUAAUCUUGCUCUUCAAUAACUUCCUUUAUACAAAACCAAAUUUUUAACUAUAAAUUAUUAUAAUAGCGUUAAUAAUUUCUUUAUAAUUUUUUUUAAUUUAAAAAAUCGACAGUACAACUUUUACUAUUUAAGCACAAUAUAUUUCUUAAGAAUAAUACAUUUAAAGUAUUUUAUUUUAUAUAACUAUUAUUUAAAAAUAAAUACAUUUGAUUAAAUGUUA